Molecule: messenger RNA, 800 nt
Organism: Octodon degus (degu)
Lineage: Eukaryota; Metazoa; Chordata; Mammalia; Rodentia; Octodontidae
Gene: Batf
Product: basic leucine zipper ATF-like transcription factor
Exons: 3
Coding region: 150-527 (125 amino acids)
Biological process (GO): regulation of transcription by RNA polymerase II
Cellular component (GO): nucleus
Molecular function (GO): DNA-binding transcription factor activity, RNA polymerase II-specific; RNA polymerase II cis-regulatory region sequence-specific DNA binding
Source: RefSeq, a predicted model, not a curated record
UCUGUACCCCAGAGCAAGGAGGACACAGGGGUCAGAGGUGGACCCAGAGCAAGCCGGGGGGGCACCUGUGAAAGGUGCAAGGCUGGUGGCUUGGGCAGGGAGAAAAGGAGGCCAGCUGCUGACAAGAGAGCUCCGGAGAGACUUCAGCCAUGCCUCAUAACUCCGACAGCAGUGACUCCAGCUUCAGUCGCUCUCCUCCCCCUGGCAAGCAGGACUCAUCUGAUGAUGUGAGAAAAGUUCAGAGAAGAGAGAAAAAUCGCAUCGCUGCCCAGAAAAGCAGACAGAGACAGACACAGAAAGCUGACACCCUACACUUGGAGAGUGAAGACUUAGAGAAACAGAAUGCAGCCCUGCGCAAGGAGAUCAAGCAGCUCACCGAGGAGCUGAAGUACUUCACGUCGGUGCUGAGCAACCACGAGCCCCUGUGCUCUGUGCUGGCCACCAGCACCCCGUCACCCCCUGAGGUGGUGUACAGCACUCAUGCCUUCCACCAGCCCCAUGUCAGCUCCCCGCGCUUCCAGCCCUGAGCUUCCAGCAAGGAGAGCCCGGAGCCUCCACCUCUACCGCUCCUGUGGCCUCGGGAGUGACAUAUAGACUAUGGCCAGACUGUCCUGUUUCCACUGGAGUCCUGAUGGCAGAGAGCUAGACAAGACUGAAUGCAAAGACUGUAGCAGCCAGAGGGGUCUGAGGCCCCUGGCAGUAUGGAGCCAGCCAGGGUGGGCUGGACCCCCAUGUGGAUGGAGCUGCAAAUACCGACAGCACACACAGAGCCCAAGUGACCCCUCACAAGGGGAGAAGAC